AUGUCUGCACAACUGACACCUCACAGAGCAGACUUGAUCAGAAUCGUCUCAAGGGAUCAGCCAAACGCUAGCAGUGUUCAGAGCUCAUAUCCAACUUCUCUUGGUGCUACCAUUCUGAUGUGGGGUAUACCACAAUCCACUCAAGUGGUACCUUGUAUUCAAAGCCAGUGUUACUUUGUCCUUAACAACCACCUCCUCAACACCUUUACUCAGGCCUGGGCACACUCACUGCAUGCUAGACUUCAUUCAGCCAACCCCAAUAUACUAGCCCGUGGACCAAAAACUUUUUGUGGACCGUCACAGAAGCAAAUGUUACCCUAUGAUCUAAGGAUUGUGCCAGAUAUUAAGAGCUAUGAAAGCACUCGUGCAUGCAAGAUGAUAAAAAUCAGCUGUUGA
Molecule: messenger RNA, 396 nt
Organism: Podarcis lilfordi (Lilford's wall lizard)
Lineage: Eukaryota; Metazoa; Chordata; Lepidosauria; Squamata; Lacertidae
Source: the annotation of a GenBank genome assembly